AUGUGAAUGAAAAUGCUUCAAUUAAGGACGAUAAUAAGAAUUUACCCCCUUUACAUAUUCAAAUCUAUUCACACAAUAUUAGACAAGAUGCAAAAAACUUAAUGGAAGGAGAACAACCCUGGGUAGUGAGAAGAGCAGGUGUUGAAGCAGCCAUUAAAUUUGUUGCAUCCCAAAACGUUCCUACUUUGUUUGGCUUCCAAGAAGUAAAACAAAAUCAAUUGAAUGAUAUCUUACAAUCUUUAGGACCAGAUUGGUCUUAUUUUGGUGUUGGUAGAGAUGACGGUAAAACUAGGGGUGAAUAUGCUCCUAUUUUAUACCAGAGAUCAGAAUGGGAAUUGUUAUCGGGUAAAACAAUUUGGUUAGGUACCACACCUGAUCGUCCAAGUAAAGGUUGGGACGCAGCUUAUGAAAGAAUUGUCACCGAUGUUAUAGUGAAACAUAAGAAGCUGGGAAAAAUUGUCAAUUACUUAAAUACCCAUUAUGACCAUAGAGGUAAAAAGGCAAGAGAAAACUCGUCUAAACAAAUUGUUGAUAUUAUGAACAAGUCUCAAGGAACAAGUUUACUAAGUGGUGACUUUAACAGUGAAAAACAUGAAGAAGCCUAUCAAACAUUAUGCAAAUCAUUAUACGAUACUUCUUGCAAUGCUAAGGAAAAGAAAGGUUUUGAACAUACCGACACUGGUUUCAAAAAAGGACGGGAACAAAAAAGUAUUGAUUUUAUUUGGGCCCCAGAAGGUGUUCCGAUAAUUAAGCACGAAGUAUUACCUUCGGAAUAUAAUGGUUACUUAAUGAGUGAUCAUCGUCCAGUGACUGCAAUUUUCGAAGUUUGAAGACUAAAUUAUUUUUACAAUUUCUUUUCUUUUUAAUUUCAUUAACUUAUUUUAAGAGAAAUCGAAC
Molecule: messenger RNA, 897 nt
Organism: Hyphopichia burtonii NRRL Y-1933
Lineage: Eukaryota; Fungi; Ascomycota; Pichiomycetes; Serinales; Debaryomycetaceae
Product: endonuclease/exonuclease/phosphatase family protein
Exons: 1
Coding region: 102-830 (242 amino acids)
Molecular function (GO): 3'-5'-RNA exonuclease activity
Source: RefSeq, a predicted model, not a curated record